Molecule: messenger RNA, 2963 nt
Organism: Helicoverpa armigera (cotton bollworm)
Lineage: Eukaryota; Metazoa; Arthropoda; Insecta; Lepidoptera; Noctuidae
Exons: 15
Coding region: 96-1994 (632 amino acids)
Source: RefSeq, a predicted model, not a curated record
GUACGGACUGCACCGAACUUUAUUCCCUAAUAAGUUUCCGAUGCCCUCAGACGUGUGCAGUGGCAAAAAUUUUUCGAAAAUUAAUUUGUGUCUAAAUGGUGAAAAUGAAGUCUUUGUGUUUUCUGUUAACCUGUAUUUUGAUUUCGCUGGACUCUAGAGUUUUUGGAGCGGAACCGGAAGUAGUGAUCCUGAGAGCGGUGCGAGGUCGCGACGCGCGGCUGCCGUGCGGCCAGGGGAAGGUCUUCCUGGAUGGCCCCGAGUCUUACAUUCUCUGGCUUAGAAACGACCUUGAAUACCUCUACCGGUUCCCGCUCGAAAACUCUGACAAGCGGAUUGCCCUUCGUAACCACGUGUUUGGUACUCCCUGCGAUUCCGGCUUCUGUCAUGACUCGACCUCGUUGCUCAUCAAGAAGGUUUCUGACCGCGACGCUGGGCUGUAUCGCUGCCGGGUCCACUACCAAGCUUCUCCGUCUGUCGACUACAUCAUCGAAGUUAGGCUGGUUGAGUCCCCCGGGUUGCCGAAGCUUUACACUGGCGAUGGAAGUCCGAUCAUCCAGGGCUACGUGGGUCCUCUGAGCCUUGGCUCCGACCUGGUGCUGACGUGCGAAGUCAAGGAUAGUAAGAGCACAAAGGUGCCAGAAACAGAGGUGUACUGGCGUCGCAACGGCUUGGUGACGAAGCGAGCCUACGUGUACCAGCCAGGGAUACUGCGAGCUGACUUGCACUUGAACAACUUGACCCGAUCUGACUUGGAUGCACACUAUGAAUGCUUGGCCCAAAACUCUGACGUUACGGAGCCUCUGAUUGCUGGUGUGGUCAUUAAGAUGUACUUGCCGCCAAUGAGCGUGGAAAUCCGUUUGAACAACAACUAUGACUUCGAGGCUGGCCAGCCUCGCGUGGUGGAUUGUGUCGUCAUCGGCUGCGUACCCCCACCUGCCAUCACCUGGCACCUUGGAGACACCAUGCUUAGACCCACCGUGCACAAGGAACUCCACGACGGGAACUACACGGUAUCUUCGCUGACGCUGGCGCCCUCUCUCCGCGACGACCAGAAGAAGCUGGUCUGCCGAGCUCACAACUCUCACCUUCCCUCCGAGCGCUUCGUGGACAAGGUCACCCUGAAUGUUGGAUACCGGCCGGUCUGCCAAAUGGGUCGCGAGGAGAGGAUUGGAGCUGUAGUCAGGGAAGCCGAGACUGUGACCUGCAUCGUGGACGCCUCUCCCGAGCCAAUGCAGUUCAGCUGGACUUUUGCCGAUUCUACCACCUUGUACACCGGUGUCACUAAAGUCCCCGGCUACCCUCAUAGAUACUCAUCGACCCUGACUUGGCUGUCACGCGAGGGAGACAUUGGACAGCUUCACUGCCGAGCUACCAACGCCUUCGGAGAACAGAAGAAGCCGUGCAGUUUCAACAUCACCAUUGGCGGGCCUCCCUCACUUCCCGACUGCCGCGUGUCACGUACUUACCCGAACGCUUUACGAGUGCAAUGCAACAAAGGCUGGGACGGCGGUCGUCCCCAAAGCGUUCACCUCGAAGUCCUCGAUGAAGAGGGAACACCAGUGCGAAACGUGACGGACGUGGCCGGCCACUUCUUCCUACCCGAUAUCGUGUACUCGCGCAAUAUGACGGCUGUCUUAUAUGCUACCAACUCCCGAGGCAAGAGCGUCGACAAUGUUAUUGCCCUGCAGUCUUUGAAACCACCACCGGCUUCAGCUCUUAACAACUAUAUGACCAGUACUUGGAUGCCGUAUGUGGAGGCGCUCGUGGGGACCUUGGCUUUCAUCAUCGCUAUUGUAUCUAUCAGCCUCGGAACUAAAGUCCUGAUGGCAAGACGACAGAGUGCGGCCAUGAACCCUGACAUCAUACCACGCAAUGACGAUACAGCUCUCUGUAUGAUAGUGAUCGGACAAUAUUACUUGGGUUCAAUGCAGGAGUUUUCCAUCGGGAGCCGGACUUCAUCCGAGAUGAGCGGUUACUUGGACGAACGAAUAUAACCGUAAAUCAGAUGGCCGCAUGUCAAAAUCAGUACUCUUCAACACCUCUGCCGGCUUGCCGAGUCCUUGUAGACUGUGGAACACAUUCGUCUUCUGACUCUUGCCCGUCAAGCCCUCACUCAUACUACGUCUAAACAGCCUACGAUUUCAAACACCAACUUUUUUCCAUGGAACUGCGGAUGGUAUAGGAAUCUCUGUGUGGUUGCAAAUUAUAAUAUCAACGGCUAAAGCCGCAUGCAUACACGUGGGCGUUGCUGUAUCUCUGCGAUGAUUAUGUACACUACCUUACUUACUGACUGCAGUAUUUCUACUACCACUGUAAUCAUGAACUAAGUUUAACAACUUUCUUUCUGUCGACAACCAAUGCAAUGAUUAAAACGGCUUACGAUAAACCGAUUUGUAGAUUUAAUCUAUGUAAGUGUUUAACAUUUUGAUGUUUUGAGUAGGUAGUAGCAAUUUACGAUGUUACAUUAUUAGAGGUUUCAAAUACGUAGUAAUACUUAGUAAUUAAGUCCACAGUAAUCACUUAAACUGUGUUUCUUCUACACUUAAAUCUGCAUAUCAUUUUGAAGUUAUUUGAGUGAAAUUAAAACAGAAUUAGGCCAUAUUUUUUUUUUUUUGUAAGUACAAGACUUCAACUUUGCUUUAUUUCAAUGUUCAGUUAUCAGAAAGAUUAUCGAUUCUAGUCUAAAAAUAUUUAAAAGAUUAAAAAUAAAAUAACGGAAAUCGAGCUUUUGGUCCAGUAGUUUUCAAAAUCGUUAACAGAUACCUACAUAGAUGUAGAAUAUAAACUGUACUUUAGGUAGUUACGAAUCUGUAGGUACGUAUUUAAUUAGUGUGAUUAAAAAUAAUCAUUCGUAAAAAAAUAUAUUCAUCAGUAGUAAGUAUAAAAAUCAUAGUUUCUCUGGAAAAAUUCAAAUGACAGGCAUCUGGGUAUUUAAAAUUAUAGGUACCGAGGGGACCUUUUUU